Messenger RNA from Lates calcarifer (barramundi perch), 2116 nucleotides. RefSeq lists its product as uncharacterized. The coding region runs from base 262 to 1032 and encodes 256 amino acids. NCBI's taxonomy places the organism in Eukaryota, Metazoa, Chordata, Actinopteri, Centropomidae. The record is from RefSeq and is a predicted model, not a curated record. The transcript has 6 exons.
GACCACCUCCACGACCCUGCGGCUCCGCCCUGCUCUGCUUUUCCUCCCUCUGCUCUGCCCUGCUCGGCUCUCGGUGAAGACUAGUAGACUAAUAGUUGGGUUAAAUAUUAUUAUUCUUAUUUUGAAUGGAAAUUGUUCGUCCAGGUAUUGACGUUGUUACGCAGAGGAAGCUUCGGGCACAGAGCUGCUGAUUCCGAGCCGCUGAGUCGCUGAGAAAUACGCUGCUGAACACACGAUGCCUGCCUCCAUCUAAACUCUGUGAUGGAAGCACAGAUAGGAGUUCUUUUCUUUUUUAUGGUAUGGAGCUCAUCGGCCGCUGGGGAGGUGAAGAUUCUGAGAGGCACUGAAGGAGGAAACAUCACUCUGCCUGUCCCUGCUAUCGACUCUGGAUAUCUUUCACUUGGGCCAAAGAUUCUUGCUAAUGUCGAUGAGGGGAAGAUCCAGAUACUGGAUAAUAAGUACAAGCACAGACUUCUCUGGAACAGAACCACUGGACUCUUUACACUCACAGGACUACAGAGGGCUGACUCAGGGAUAUAUGCCAUUUCCUCUAAAUCUUAUAACCUCACAGUGCAUGAGCCUGUCUCAGAUCCUACAGUGAAGAGGCUUAGUGUGAGCACUGAGAGCUGCACCUUGCUGUGUGCUGUGGACCAAGCUGCAGAAACUACACUGUUGUGGUACAAAGAUGAGGAGAAACUGAACGAGAGCAGCUCUGCUCUCCCUCUUCCUCUCAUUAUACACAGGCAGGAUUUCAACUCUUCAUAUAGAUGUGUAGCUGCCAGCCCUGCUGAGAAGAAAACUCUUUCAGUCACUGUUAAGACAUUGUGUGAACACAACCACACAAACAGCACAGAUGACAUCAGACACAAAAGACACCAUACAGUUGGAAUUGUAAUCUCCAUCCUGUCUGUUGUGAUUGUUACACUUGUUGCCUUUUUCAUCAAGUGGAAGUGUCUUGACAAGAACAAAAGGAUAACCAGACAAACACAAGGCAGGUUUAACAAACACAGAACAAGAAGUGCAGUAUACUGACAUACAAAUAUGUGAAGACAGACUCAGUCGGGGAGGAAAUUUACCAGAUUCCUCAGGAGCGGUUGACUCCCAUCUAAAAACUGUUUAUGAUCAACUCGAGGUUCAUCGCAUGGUGCCACUUCACACAGUCACCGCUGAUAUGGUGUGAGAACAAACUUACACGAGUGCCCACAUACAGCAACUGUGCAGUAAAUAUUUGCAUCAUAUACCUGCUCAAACCAUCAGACUGAACUUUGAUGUGGUCAUCAAGAAGGUCUCCAUCAUUUUAAAAUCUUUUCAGGUAAACUUCUUUAGCCUCCCCCAAAUAAUAAGGCAAACGUGCACAGAAAGUUGGACUGUAUUUACUGAUGAAUGUUUUUUAAAUUCCUGGGUUGUCUAACAAAACUGUUUCAGUCCCCCCCCCCACACACACACACACACACCUUGGGGCUGCACGUAACAAGGAGUGAUUCUAGGGACAGUAGGAAAGGUUAAGAUCUGUAGGCAAUCCAAAAGAUUGACUUGUUUUAUACAUUUUAUUAUUUUGUAUUUAUGUUAUUGUCCUAUUUUUGAUUUUGUUUUUUUAUUUGUCUAAAUUUAUCUAGCUUUUGUUGUAAUGCAUUUCUUUAUGACAGUCUCACAUUAUUAAUGGCUGCUGUGAGAAGUUCAAGGCCCACACAUUUCAAGGUCAGCCGUUUUCAGGUGUACAGGUAUUUGUGUUUGAACCACUGUGUACUUUUCUCUAAAGAAAAGCCUUCCUCAUUUUUCUAACUAUGCCACAGGACACUGGACACUAUAUUUACAAUUUACUAUAGCCACAUGCAAAAAAGAGCCCUUGUGUGCUGUUAACUAACAUUUCCUUUGUUUUAUGACACAAAAUACUUUUUGACCUCUCUGUUCCUGUCAACUAUCUCCUGUGCAGAUGUCAGUUAGCAUCAGUUAGCCAGCAGGUGCAACUGAUACUGUGCUGUAAAAAAUGGCUUUCAUUCAUAGGAAGGAGGACAGUGGACAAUGGGUUGCAUUGUCUACUAGUUUUUUCACUCAGGAUUCUCUGUAAACCCGUUCUUACAGUCUAUUAAAGGCAUAUUGCUCUGUUUUAUUUUGA